AUGGCGAGCAACAAUAUGGUCAUCGACAUCGAGAAGGUCGCGGCACCUCAGCCGGCUGAGCCCUUCGUUAAGGUGACGUCCAUCUCCGCCCCCUCGGCCAGGUCCUCCGUCGACAUUGUUCAGCCGGGCAUCAAUCGUGCUAGCAAGUUCACCUUGGAUGAAGACGAAAUGAUGGGGUUGGAUGGAACUGCGGGCACUCGCGAGAGCCUGGGUUCCGCCCUCUUGGGCAUCCCAGUCGGGCUGCUCGCAACCGUCUAUGCGAACCGUCGUGCCGAUGGAGUCAGGCUCCUUGGCCUCUUCGUCUGGCUCGAGGUUGUUUGGGGAAGCCUGUGGCUUUCGAAGUUGAUCGCCAUGCUCAUGCCGACAGCAUACGUCUUCGUCUGCGGCAUCGUCAACUCGGGCACCCGAAAGUACCACCCCAUCGUUCGAAAGAUCGAGACCUCCAUCUCACUCCUUCUCUGGACCAUCAUCGCCUACGCAACCACCGUGCCUGUCUGCAUGGCAUUCGACUCUAAAAUAGCGCCACCCAAAUGGUUGUUGAUCUUGCAGAAGGUUGCGCUGGCUUCCAUCGCCGUGGCGGCCAUGCUCCUCAUCCAGCGUUUCGUCAUCCAGCUCAUCAACAUCACCUACUCGGCAACGCAGUUCACAACUCGCAUUGCGGAAUUGAAGCGCCGGAUUGCCAUGCUCGACACGCUCUACGGAUCGUCGACGCGCAUGUACCCGCCCUUCUGCGACCGGUUCGCGCAGGAUGACUACACAAUCAUCACCGGCGAGAUCCAGCCCAAGGAGAGCUCACCGAGCAAGCUCCUAGCCAACGUGCGCAUGGCGGGUCGCGAGGUGGCGCAAGCUUUCGGGCAGAUGACGGCCGACAUAUCGGGGAACAACUCGCUUUUCAAUACGGACCGGGAGGAGGUGGCGUAA
Messenger RNA from Colletotrichum navitas, 921 nucleotides. RefSeq lists its product as uncharacterized. Gene Ontology annotation, molecular function: calcium channel activity. The transcript is spliced from 2 exons. Gene Ontology annotation, biological process: calcium ion transmembrane transport; intracellular calcium ion homeostasis. The record is from RefSeq and is a predicted model, not a curated record. Bases 1 to 921 code for a protein of 306 amino acids. Lineage: Eukaryota; Fungi; Ascomycota; Sordariomycetes; Glomerellales; Glomerellaceae.